CGGGACUACAGCGGACAUUCUCACACUGGGGGGAAAACUGACUAACUGUCACUGACAUCCCCAGUGACACUAAAACAGUGAUAAGUGCUAAUAAAAAGCACUAACACUGUACUAAUGGCACUGGGCAGGAAGGAGUUAACAUCUGGGGCGAUCAAAGGGUUAACUGUGUGUGUGUUUUUACAAUGUGCUGUGUCAGCACAUUGCUUUGUAUUGCUCUGCUAUGCAGAGCAAUACAAAGCAGUGUGCAGGAGCUGACAGGGGAGAGAUCUCUAUAAAGAUCUGUAUUGUUUACAUACAGGUCUCUCCCCCCGAAAUGCAAAAUCAU
Molecule: messenger RNA, 325 nt
Organism: Staurois parvus
Lineage: Eukaryota; Metazoa; Chordata; Amphibia; Anura; Ranidae
Source: the annotation of a GenBank genome assembly